Molecule: messenger RNA, 3151 nt
Organism: Linepithema humile (Argentine ant)
Lineage: Eukaryota; Metazoa; Arthropoda; Insecta; Hymenoptera; Formicidae
Cellular component (GO): chitin-based extracellular matrix
Molecular function (GO): structural constituent of chitin-based larval cuticle
Source: RefSeq, a predicted model, not a curated record
GAUCAGUGAUCGGGCACGAUUAAACUCGACAAGAUCGCCCGCAAUCUCUCGUGUCCGUGCGAAAUUUGCAACCCGACUGGUGGUCUCUCGUCCCUCUGUCUGUCGUUAAAGUCUCCGAUCCAAGAUGCGGCGGAGACUCGUCUCCGUUCUGCCGCUUGUGGUCCCGAUCAUUCGAUCGAGAGAAGUUUCUUUAUGCAAUUAUCAGUGGAGACUGUAAUGUACGUAAACGGGCGAUUAUUGGUUAAGAAAUAAGGGAACGUUUCGGCUCGCGGUGAUUACCGGUGACUACUGCAAGACGACAACGAGGAAACGGGGACCGUUUAUUGCAAGGUUGCAUUAUACCUCACGAAGCACCGGCGUGACCAUGAUUUUGCGAACCUGUCUUUGGCUCAAUCUCUUAGCGGUUUCGGCGCUGUGCCUGACAGCGGACGAGAUCGAGGCACAGAGGAGCGGCUGGAACCUAAAUCCCAACACGCAGUAUCACAUUCAAACUGACGAGGGCCCGGAGAGAUUCUUUCGCUAUCAAACGUCGAACGGUCAAUACAGGAAAGAAAAAAGGCUAGCCGAUGGCACGGUGAUCGGCACCGAAGGCUGGCUGGACCCUCUCGGAUAUUUACGACUGAAGGAUUACAUUGCGGACCACGAGGGAUUCCGGAUACUAAAAUCAAAAAUGGUUUACGUGGGUAAAGAUCGGCCCAUUCAAGAUGCAGUGGCGGAAAGCAAGAAAGUUCCGGCGCAGACUGGAGUCCUGGCCAGACCCAGAAGGCCACCCAAUCCUUUCAGACGACCGGAUCCCAACGCUAUCGUGCCGCUGUCCGGGAACGACAUUACUUCCGGUUAUUACACACCGACGACCAUCAGACCUCGACCAUUUUACACGCCGAUUGCGGGCAACGAUUAUUAUUCGAAUCGACCAAGCUACUCCUCGUCCGGGCUGCAGAGCCUAGACGCGUAUCCUCGACCACAGGCUUACUAUCGCCGAUCUGGAACUCGGCGACCGACUCCGAUCCUCGAGACUCCCUACGAUCCCGCCGUCGGAGACUCCUCCGUCAGGCCGAACUACCAAUCUCCCAUUUCGCGAAGCGAUACGGCCGAUUUGCCGCCUUACGACGGCACUCACACGACGGCGAACGGUUUCCAGUACUACUUGAGACGGCAGUAUCACGAGGAGGAGCGCGAACCCGCCGGCAACAAUGUCGGCUCGUUCGGCUACAUCGAUCCGUUCGGCAUCCGACGGGUGAUAUAUUACAGAACGGAUCCGCACACCGGCGGAUUCCAGCACAAGAAGAACAAUCGAUACGUCGGCUUCAACGCGACGCCGUACGAUCCGCUUCCACCCGAUCUGUCGAGGGCGCGGAUCUCGCGAGCCCCCCCUGCGAGCGCCACGUAACCGAGUUCCCUCAGUUAUUCAUCGCUUCGCCGCCGCAUGUAGCACCGUUUUAUCACGAACAGCUCAUCAUCCGAUAUCGCGUCGACGCUGGGUCUUGCCAAUCGCUGCGGACGGCCUCGGUUCGACUCGAUGAUCUCGGCAGCGGGACCGCUCGUCGGAUCGAAUCGCCGCCGAUGUUGCUGAUGUUCUCCGAAGCAAUCUCCGUUGGUGGUCGAUUUUCCGGUCGCGAUGAAAUCGACGAAUGCUGAAGGGAGGAAGAAGAAUAGCGUACAGAUCGCUAUUUCCGCGCCUGAAAGAUGAGGCGCGGGGGAUUCUCGAUCACCAACGUUGCUUAGCAUUUCUCCAAGUGCCACGACUGACUCUUUUUUUCUCCGAUUACGACUCCGUUGCGUCAUCGUUAACGGUUGCCAGUAUUACUCGCGAUGAUGUAGUGUUACGAAGAAGGAGAAUCGAUUGAAUCAGAAGAUGGUCGAAGUGCAGUGGGUGAAGAAGUCUCUCAACGGGAAAAAAGAAGUUCACAUAGAGGCAAGAUGAACACAAUGACUGUUCAUCGAGAACAGUCGCGCGCGGCUUCCUGAUUCAUCGUUCUGCCUUUGUUACGUUAUUAUCGCGGGCAGAUGAUCGGAUAUCGCGAGGAGACAACGUUAGGAUGCCAUGUUGAACUAUACUUUCAGGGAAGCGCGGUGGGACUUUCCUGGAAAGAAAAGAAAACUGUAGAAUCGCGUCGGACAAUGUUUGCCAACUUUUCCAGUUGCGUCACCGAUCUACAAACCCGUGCGACUGUCGGUCGUUAUUGUAUCGUGUGUAAGCUUCUUUCAGUCCACAUUUUUCUUUAGAAAUAGAAAGUAUUCAUUCUCACUGGAGAUUUAAUGAAAAAAAUAUGACUUUUUAACGGCAAGAUUUUGAAGAAAUAUUUUAUUUGUAUCGGCUUUACGCGACAAUUUUUAAAUUUCUGCAUCUUUUAUCAUUUUUAUGUUUCUCCAUGAUUUUUUGCACUGUUGGCGAAUAUUGACCCGCGUUAAGAGAUCCCACUUACCGAAUCAAAAUAGAACGGCCGGCACUUUGGCAUGAACGGAUCGGACGUUAACUUUACAAUGUGCUAUUUUUUUAAUUUGAUAACAUCUGAUGAUUAAUAUUAUCAUCAAAUUACAUCUUAAAGAUUUCUGAUGUACAAAGAUAAUGAUUACAAUGCAAAUAUGCAUUGUUUUGCGCUGUAGAGUUAACUCAAUGUGAGCCGCAGAUCUGGGAAUCUUGAUAGCUUUCUAUUGCCAAGUCUAUUGACGCUAUAAUGUAGCUUCUUUCAUAAUUAUUAAUGCGUGUCCGAAUAUACUUUUUACUAAUUUCUCGCGGCCAGAAUGCGCCCGCUUGUGCCAAACAACGAAAAGGCCGCGUAGUGUUAGUUAAUCGUUAAGUUAAGUCUUGUUAACGUCGCGACAAUGGUGCUGAUUGUUAAGUAAAAGCGGAUACACCGCGCACUUUCCGUUCUUUUAUGGCGAUGAGAACCGUGCCGUUCCGCUCUGUGCGCGUAGUCAAUUGCGAUUUUCGGAUUAAAGUUCCCCGUGAGCGACAUUAAUUAUCAUUAACAUCUGCGUAGGAGUGAAGGAAUAUGAUUUGUGCAUAAGAUAUCGUUUUAUGCUUAACUUAUUUCGUACGUGUAACAAACGCGAAAGUGAACGACUGUUCGCACGUGGAAUGUCAAAUAUGUGAUAUCAUAUGGUAUAAUUUACACAAAAAUCAAAUAAAUAAAACAUAUAUUUAACA